CUCCCAUGCACUGACGAAUAUUUGUGUUGGUCACACCGGUAAUAGCAAUGGCAGCGACUACUUUACGUAAAACCCCAGGGCUUGUGGGAAGUCUGCAGAGAUGUUUUGCCUCCGUUCCAAAGGCGAAGCCAACAAAGAACAAAUCUUUAUCAGCUGUCGGCGAGUCGAUUGCCGCCAAGGGUUUCCUGCGACCUCAUAAGCCGUACUCCCCACCUGCAAAUGCAGCAGAACGUGUACGCUCGGUGGCCGCAGCACUUCAGUUAAAAUCCGAUCAGUUGGGGAAUCUUUCCGAGAAAUUCGAAUUCCUGGCCGCCUGUUUCCAGGAGCUGCAGCACGGAGUACCCAACUCCCAGGUUCAUGAACUGCGCACCAUUGGCGAUGUCAUCUCCUUUUAUGAGACAUCCGUGGACACAACCGUCCCACUAGACGCACUGAAGCGCAUUGAGCUGCCGGAGAAUCUGCACAUCCAAUACGAGUAUGUGCGCUUCAAUCCCGAGACAGACACUAAAUUCGAUGGCAAGACGGCCUUCCCCAAGAGCUCCACGCUGGUCACGGGUCUUAAGUACCGCUCCAAGUAUGAGGGACACGAAGCCAAACGAUCCUGGCCUUAGAAACACAAGUCUGUUAGUUGUUAACUCCUACACUUAUAAAAUGAACUCAGUCUGGCCAAGAAUUGAGUUAAAAAUACAAUUUUUUCAUUUGAAAAUUGUGUCGUUUUUGAGUAACUUAAAAUAAAAGAAGUUUUUAAUA
This is a messenger RNA of Drosophila rhopaloa, 750 nucleotides long. It is a transcript of the gene mRpL50, whose product is annotated as 39S ribosomal protein L50, mitochondrial. The transcript is spliced from 3 exons. Bases 48 to 611 code for a protein of 187 amino acids. Gene Ontology annotation, cellular component: mitochondrion; mitochondrial large ribosomal subunit. Lineage: Eukaryota; Metazoa; Arthropoda; Insecta; Diptera; Drosophilidae. The record is from RefSeq and is a predicted model, not a curated record.